This is a messenger RNA of Pelobates cultripes (western spadefoot toad), 549 nucleotides long. NCBI's taxonomy places the organism in Eukaryota, Metazoa, Chordata, Amphibia, Anura, Pelobatidae. The record is from the annotation of a GenBank genome assembly.
AUGGUCCGUAACAAAAAGAUGUCAGUACCACGGACGCAAUUAACAAACUCCCCGCGGCGAAAUACGGGACCGAUGGAUGAUUUCAUCGCAACGCCGGUGGAGCUGCGUGGCUCUCUCCCCGUCGACAAAAUGGCGCCGCCCAAUCCAGGCUUGGAGAGCAUGGGGGAUUCCCUUCCAGGAGGUGACCACACAGGAGCUCUAACCCAAAUUAGGGCAGAGCUCACACAGAUCUCCCAGCGGAUGCUAUCUAAAGCAGACAAGGACACCCUGGUGCAGGAGCUACGUGCGGCCUUCAGAGAGGAAGUGGCUGGCCUGCGCACCGACCUGAACACGCUGGAACAGAGGGUGGAGGAGGUGGAGACGGCGGUCCUCGGCUGCGAACAGCAACACAGGGCAUCUGAGAUAGCGGUGACAAGACAGGGCAAUAUGCUGAUUACCCUCUGCAGGCAAGUAGAGGACUUAGAAAAUAGAAGCAGGCGCAACAAUAUCUGCAUACACAGCCUGCCUGAAGGAGACUUUGAUUCUUUACAGGUCACGCUGGCUGAAUAA